AUGAACCCUCGCCUCCUCCAGAGGGCCUCAAUACGGAGACUGGCAAAGCCGUCCGUCUCCGUCAUCUCGAACCCGGUCCGGAGUGCUGGCAGCCUCUCUCAGCGCCCCAACUCCAACUUCGUCUCUUUCCCCGGCGCCCUCAAGAGCUCCUUCACCAGCACCCUCAAGUUCGAGACGCCCGACUCAUACACAGCGUUGCCGACGUACCGAGUCGUGGACCAGAACGGCCAAGUGGUCGACCCCUCCUUCAGCCCCGACAUCAGCGAUGAGGCCGUCAUCAAGCUCUACAAGGACAUGCUGUUCAUAUCCAUCAUGGAUCUCAUCAUGUUCGACGCCCAGAGACAGGGCCGCCUGAGCUUCUACAUGGUAAGCGCGGGCGAGGAAGCCGUGAGCGUCGGCACCUCCAGCGUGCUGGACAGAGACGACGUCGUCUUCUGCCAGUACCGAGAGCAGGGCUUCUUCAAGGAGCGGGGGUUUACGACCGAGCAGUUCAUGUCGCAGCUCUUUGCCAACAAGAAGGACAAUGGCCGGGGGAGGAACAUGCCCAUUCACUACGGAUCCAAGGAGCUAAAUAUCCACACCGUCUCUUCACCAUUGGCAACGCAGCUUCCGCAGGCUUCGGGGGCGGCCUAUGCGCUGAAGCUACAGAGGUUGCAGGAUCCCAGCGUAAAGCCGCGGGUAGCGGCCGUCUUCUUUGGCGAGGGAGCCGCCAGUGAGGGUGAUUUCCAUGCAGCGCUCAACAUUGCCGCCACGCGCUCGUGUCCCGUUGUCUUCAUCUGCCGUAACAAUGGCUUCGCCAUUUCUACACCUACCCUUGACCAGUACAGGGGAGACGGCAUCGCAAGCAGAGGAAUCGGAUAUGGAAUCGACACCAUCCGGAUCGACGGAAACGACAUCUGGGCAGUUCGGGAGGCGACGAAGAAGGCACGGGAAAUGGCCCUGCAAGACGGUGGCAAGCCAGUUCUGAUUGAAGCAAUGACGUACCGUGUCUCUCAUCACAGCACUUCCGACGACUCAUUCGCAUACCGGGCUCGUGUCGAAGUCGAGGACUGGAAGCGGCGAGACAACCCCAUUACCCGGCUGAGGAAGUGGAUGGAGGCCAAGGGCUGCUGGGACGAGACCAAGGAGAAGGAGGCCAGGGACAGCCUGAGGAAGGAGAUCCUGAAGGCCUUUAGCGAAGCAGAGAGGGAGAAGAAGCCGCCCAUUCGAUCCAUGUUUGAGGACGUAUAUGAGAAUCUGACUCCAGACCUGAAGGAGCAGAUGGGCCAGCUCAAGGCGAUGCUGGAAACAUACCCUGAGGAAUACGAUAUCGGGACUUAUGAGGGUGGACUGGACAGCUUGGUUGUUGAGAAGGACAAUUAG
Messenger RNA from Trichoderma reesei QM6a, 1362 nucleotides. RefSeq lists its product as uncharacterized. The coding region runs from base 1 to 1362 and encodes 453 amino acids. Lineage: Eukaryota; Fungi; Ascomycota; Sordariomycetes; Hypocreales; Hypocreaceae. The transcript has 2 exons. Gene Ontology annotation, biological process: branched-chain amino acid catabolic process. Gene Ontology annotation, molecular function: oxidoreductase activity, acting on the aldehyde or oxo group of donors, disulfide as acceptor. The record is from RefSeq and is a predicted model, not a curated record.